Messenger RNA from Synchiropus splendidus (mandarinfish), 5994 nucleotides. It is a transcript of the gene lamc1, whose product is annotated as laminin, gamma 1. Gene Ontology annotation, molecular function: extracellular matrix structural constituent. The record is from RefSeq and is a predicted model, not a curated record. The coding region runs from base 211 to 4995 and encodes 1594 amino acids. NCBI's taxonomy places the organism in Eukaryota, Metazoa, Chordata, Actinopteri, Syngnathiformes, Callionymidae. The transcript has 28 exons.
AGCGUCUCUUCCUGCCGGACUUCGGUUCAUGGCGGCGGACACAGAGAGUUGGACGCUCCGCGACUCUGAGAAGAUCUGACCCGAGGCCAGAACCGAGCUCCGCCGCCGCCCGCCCCCCUGACUCUUGCUGCGCCAACUUUCUGAGGAACUUUUCUCAAACUUGGUCUUGGUCCCAAACUUUCCCCGCUCGAGGUUGGAGGGACCGACACGAUGCGAAGUUUGAUCCGGGCUCUGGUCGCCUGGAGUUGGGUGGUCGCGGUGGUCCGCGCCGCCAUGGACGAGUGCGUGGACGAUGUAGGGGCGCCACAGCGCUGCAUGCCGGAGUUCGUCAACGCGGCUUUCAACGUCACGGUGGUGGCGACCAACACCUGCGGGUCCCCACCGGAGGAGUACUGCGUCCAGACCGGAGCCACCGGCGUCACCAAGUCCUGCCACAUCUGCGACGCCCGGGACUCUCGGAACCACCACAGCGCCGUCUACCUGACCGACUACAACAACCAGCAAGAAACCACCUGGUGGCAGAGCCAGACCAUGUUGGCGGGGAUCCAGUACCCGAACUCCAUCAACCUCACCCUGCACCUUGGAAAGGCCUUUGACAUCACCUACGUCCGGCUGAAGUUCCACACCAGUCGUCCAGAGAGUUUCGCCAUCUACAAGCGUAGCCGCGAGGACGGGCCCUGGACCCCGUACCAGUACUACAGUGGUUCCUGCGAGAAGACGUACCAGAAGAGGAACCGCGGCUUCAUCCGGACUGGCCAGGACGAGCAGCAGGCGCUCUGCACUGACGACUUCAGCGACAUCUCGCCGCUCACCGGAGGAAACGUGGCCUUCUCCACCCUAGAGGGUCGACCCAGUGCCUACAACUUCGACCACAGCCCAGUGCUUCAGGACUGGGUGACUGCCACCGACAUCCGGGUGACCCUGAACCGGCUCAACACUUUUGGAGAUGAAGUUUUUAAUGACCCCAAAGUUUUGAAGUCGUACUACUACGCCAUCUCUGACUUCGCUGUGGGAGGAAGGUGUAAGUGCAACGGCCACGCCAGCGAGUGCGUGAAGAACGGCGGCGUGCGCCUGGUGUGCAACUGCAAACACAACACUGCCGGCGACGACUGCGAGGUGUGCAAGCCGUUCUACAACGACCGCCCAUGGAGACGCGCCACGGCGGACAACGCCAACGAAUGUCUGCCCUGCGACUGCAACGGGAAAAGUGGCGAGUGUUACUUUGAUGCCGAGCUCUACCGCGCCACCGGUCAUGGCGGUCACUGUCUGAACUGCGCCGACAACACGGACGGACCCAACUGCGAGCGUUGCCUUGACAACUACUACAGGGACGCCAGCGGGGGGCGCUGCCUGAGCUGCGGCUGCAACUCUGUCGGGUCUCAGUCUCCCCAGUGUGACAACAGGGGCGUGUGUGCUUGUAAGCCGGGCGUGACGGGAGAAAAGUGCGACCGCUGCCAGCCAGGAUUCCACAGUCUCACCGAGGCCGGCUGCAGGCCGUGUUCCUGCUCACCGUCCGGCAGCACUCAGGAGUGUGAUGUAGCCACUGGUCAGUGCCGCUGCAAGGAGCAUGUGGAGGGGUUCAGCUGUGACAGGUGCAAACUGGGCUACUUCAACUUGGACCCCAACAAUCCAGCCGGCUGCACGCCGUGUUUCUGCUUCCAGCACUCGUCGGUGUGUGACAGCGCAGACGGCUACAGCGUCCACACCAUCAGCUCGUCCUUUCACUCAGGUCCUGAGCAGUGGACUGGGCAGCAGCGUGACUCCGCCAGUGUGGAGGUCCAGUGGUCCCCCCGCGAUCAGGAGAUCUCACUGAUCUCUGAGGAUUAUUUCCCCAUGUACUUCAUUGCUCCAGAGAAGUUCUUGGGGAACCAGAUGCUGAGUUAUGGACAGAAUCUCAGUCUCAGCUUUCGGGUGGACCGGCGCGACACGCGUCUGUCUGCGGAGGACUUGGUUCUGGAAGGGUCUGGUCUGAGGGUGGCCGUCCCACUGAUCGCUCAAGGAAACGCCUACCCCGGCGAGAGCAUGCAGACCUUUGUGUUUAGACUUCACGACAGCACCGACUAUCCGUGGAGGCCAACUGUUAGCCACUCUGACUUCCAGAAGCUUCUCUACAAUCUGACAGCUGUGAAGAUCCGCGGGACUUACAGCGAGAGGAGUGCUGGUUACCUGGACGACGUCACACUGGUGACGGCGAGACGAGGCCCUGGAGUCCCAGCCCGGUGGGUGGAGCAGUGCACAUGUCCGCUGGGAUACCAGGGGCAGCACUGUGAGCAGUGCACCCUGGGAUAUCGUCGUGCUCGUCCAGAACUCGGCGCCUUCAGUGCUUGCGAGGCCUGCAACUGUAACGGGCACAGUGAAGCCUGCGACCCAGACUCAGGAGCGUGCAGCUGCCAGCACGACACGGCUGGUCUCAGCUGCGAGCGCUGCAAGGACGGCUUCUACGGUGACGCCACCCAGGGCACGCCCAGCGAUUGUCAGCCAUGUCCCUGUCCGUCUGGAGCCACCUGUGCUGUUGUUCCCAAAACCAGCGAAGUGGUGUGCACCAACUGUCCCGCCGGCACCACAGGGAAACGCUGCGAGCUUUGUGAUGACGGUUUCUUCGGCGAUCCUCUGGGUCAGAGCGGUCCGGUCCGAGCCUGCCGCGCCUGUAAGUGCAGCGAUAACAUCGACCCGAACGCAGUCGGUAACUGUGACCGGGUGACUGGCGAGUGCCUGAAGUGCAUCUACAACACCGACGGCUUCUUUUGCGACCGCUGCCGCGACGGUUUCUAUGGCAACGCUCUCGCCACCAACCCAGCAGACAAGUGCAAGUCCUGCUCCUGUUCCUCGCUGGGCACCGUGGGUCAGCAGAAGUCCUGCUCCCAGGUCACAGGUCAGUGUCCGUGUCUCCCCAACGUGUCGGGACGCGACUGUGGAAGCUGCGAGCCCGGAUUCUUCAACCUUCAGAGCGGCACCGGCUGUGAACGCUGUGACUGCAACCCGAUUGGCUCGACGAGCGGCCAGUGCGACAUCUCCUCGGGUCAGUGCGAGUGUCAGCCUGGGGUGGCCGGUCGUCACUGCGAGCGCUGUGAACAGAACUUCUUUGGGUUUGGCUCCUCCGGAUGCAAACCCUGCGACUGUGACCCAGAAGGCUCGCAGUCGGGUCAGUGCCAGGAGGACGGCAGGUGUCAGUGUCGGCCCGGCUUUGUGGGCUCUCGCUGUGACAUGUGUGAGGAGAACUACUUCUACAACCGCACAGUGCCGGGGUGCCAGCAGUGCCCGUCCUGCUACAGUCUAGUCAGGGACAAGGUAAACCAGCAAAGACAGAAGCUCCAGGACCUCCAGACUCUGAUUGACCAGCUGGGUUCGGGUCAGAACACCAUCAGUGACCAGGCGUUUGAGGACCGUCUGAAAGAGGCGGAGCGCGCCGUCAUGGAACUGCUGGAAGAAGCACAAGCUAGCAAGGACAUGGACCGCGGUCUCUUGGACCGGCUGAACAACAUCAACAGCACCCUGACGACCCAGUGGAACCGGCUCCAGGGCAUCCGCAGCACCGUGGACAACACCAGCACCCAGGCCGACGUCGCACGCAACAGAGUGCGCGACGCAGAAGACUUGAUUGACCGCGCUCGCCAGGAGCUGGACAAGGCCAAGGACGCCAUCGGCAAAGUGGACAUCAAACCUCCGACUCCUGGUGCUGACCCGAACAACAUGACCCUGCUGGCUGAGGAGGCCCGGAACCUGGCCCAGAAACACAAAAUGGACGCCGACCAGAUCGAAAGGAUCGCUAAAGACGCCAACGACACAUCAACUAAGGCGUACAACCUGCUGCUGAAGACACUGGACGGCGAAGGUUCCAUGAACCAGGAGAUUGAGGAGCUCAACAGGAAGUACGGUGAAGCCAAAGAGCUCGCCAAGAGUCUGGAGAAACAGGCUCAGAAGGUCCAGGCAGAGGCAGAAGAUGCCGGGAACCAGGCACUGAAGAUCUUCGCCAACCUGACUAGCUUGCCUUCACUUGACACCAAAACCUUAGAGGACGAUGCGCGGAAGAUCCAGAAGGAGGCAUCAGACCUGGACAAGCUGAUCGACAAGACAGAGAAGGAGUACGAUGAGCUGCGGGAGGACCUCCGGCCCAAAGAGCUGGAGGUGCGCCAGCUGCUGGAGAAAGGACAAAGCGAGCAACAGACUGCAGACCAGCUGCUGGCACGAGCCGAUGCCGCGAAAGCCCUGGCAGAGGAGGCAGCGAAGAAAGGACAGUCAACGUUCAGAGAAGCAGAGGAAAUCCUGGAAGAUCUGAGGGACUUCGACCGGCGAGUCAACGACAACAAGACAGCAGCUGAGGACGCUCUGAAGAAGAUCCCUGCCAUUAAUGCAACCAUCCUGGCUGCCAAUGAGAAGACGCGGCAGGCGGAGUCUGCGCUGGGAAACGCCGCCUCGGACGCCAGGGAGGCCAAGAAGAAGGCAGAAGAGGCAGAGCGCAUUGCUAGUGCCGUGCAGAAGGGUUCAGAAAAGACCAAACAGGACGCAGAUAUGGCCCUGCAAGACGCCCGCCGUCUGGACAACCAGGUCACCGACAUGAUGGACCAGCUGAGCGAGGCCGAGAACCAGCUGACCCGUCAGAAGAACCAGGCAGACCAGGACAUGAUGAUGGCCGCCAUGGCUUCAGAGAAUGCAAAGGAGGCGGAAGACAACGCCCGCAAGGCCAAGGGUGCGGUCAAGACCGUUCUGAGCACCAUCGCCGCCCUGCUGGAGCAGCUAGGAAACAUCGACAAAGUGGACCUGAGCAAACUCAACAUGAUCGAAGACUCUUUGAAGCAGGCCAAAAACAAGAUGGCCAACAGCGACCUGGAGCGCAAGCUAGAGGAGUUGAGUGACGUGGCGCGGACGCAGGAGGAGAUGAUCAAUGAUUACGACCGGCAGAUCCGUGAGAUCCGCUCCGACAUCGCGAACCUCAACGACAUCAAAAACACGCUACCCGAAGGCUGCUUCAACACGCCGUCCCUGGAGAGGCCUUAGCCCCGCCCCGUUCGUGGCUGCCCAUUCAGGUUUCUCCAUUUCACGACUGUGGUUUAGAAAUGAACUUUUGAAGCCAAACAGAACCACAAACCCGACAAGACUGCAGCAGCAGGAAGUCCCGCCGGCUGCCUCUGUGUUUUAACCCUGAACGUAAUCCUCACCGCUGCCUCUCCCACCACCUUGGCCACUGAAGGAACUGCCCUCCUCCUGUUUCCAUCACUCCUCAACAACUCAGUCUCCUUGUGUGUUCAGCUGCCUGAUGAGAAACAGUCCAGACCCACACUCGGCCACAGGGGGGCGCCAUUGUCCUCGACUGGCCGCGGUCACGCCACUAACGACCUUAUACCUCGUGUCCUGUUGACAUUUCACACUCCUUCUCAUCCUCCUUCCCUCCCCUCCUCUGCUCCCAUCCCCACCCCCCCACCCACUGUCUCAACCCAACACUAUGCAACUUUGUACAUUUCUCUGAUACACUGGUGCUAAUUAUUAUUUGGUGUUUUUGUGUGAAUGUUUUUUAUUUGUGGAUUAUUUGUGUUAGAAAUUCGCGCGCCGACUCACCUCCACGUCAAACUGGAGUCGUCGCCCCUCCCAGCCCCCAGUGUUCUUUGAUUUUUGCCUCAUUUCAAUCUAACGAGUAUUGGUGUGUCGUUGAUCACAUGACUGAAGUUAUCCUCAGCGGCGAGCUCACGCAGUAGUUAACCUUUUUAACGAGUGUUUGUGCCUUAAUACAAAAUUUAUAAUCUCGACGUCACUCCUCAAACUUCUCCACGGACGUUUCGGGGGGGGGGGGGAACAACCCUUCUGACCCCGGUUGUCACGGCACCAUGGAUCGGUGGUCUGACUCGGGACAAUGUGCUUCAUCACCGGCUCCUCCAGAGUGGGAGAGCCUGUAACUUCUGCUCCUCCGCCGGGAGGACUUGAGGCUUGACCUUUGACCUCGUCUGUCUCCUCUGUUAAUCCAAACAUUUGAAUAAUAAACUUUACUACAUAUGUGUGUGU